Molecule: messenger RNA, 3298 nt
Organism: Macrosteles quadrilineatus (aster leafhopper)
Lineage: Eukaryota; Metazoa; Arthropoda; Insecta; Hemiptera; Cicadellidae
Gene: Mipp2
Product: multiple inositol polyphosphate phosphatase 1
Exons: 9
Coding region: 289-1617 (442 amino acids)
Molecular function (GO): acid phosphatase activity; inositol phosphate phosphatase activity
Source: RefSeq, a predicted model, not a curated record
GAUCGUGUUUGUUUUUUUGUUUUGUUGUUGUUGUUGUUGUUGUGUUGGAGUUGAACGACGGAGAUCAACAGUUUUGGUCUUGAGAUUUGAGGUUAGGCUUGUUUGAAACUUUAAUUAAUUAGGCCCAGCUUAAAUUUUAUUCGAUUGGAUUGUAUUUGUGUUUUGUUAUGUUGAUUGAAUUACAAGUUACAAGCAAAAAUAUAAAAUUACGCCAAUUAAAUUUAAGUUUUCCUGUUUUAACUUAGAUAACGUAUAAAAAAAUAUAUAAAUAAAUACUAGGCCUACUAAAUGUAUUUAAUUUUGAGAAAUACCUUGUUAUAUUGUUUUAUGUUUACUUAUCUAGUCAUGAGUGGGGAUAGCAAAAAGUGUCAUUCGUUCUAUCGUGAUUCGAAAUACUACUUGAGUACUAAAACCCCUUACAGUUACAUUGCCAACAACACCGAUGAUCCACUUUAUUUUAAUGGUUGUUCACCCACAAGAAUUUGGGCGAUUAUUCGUCAUGGAACAAGAAAUCCCGGAAGAACACUAGUUGACAAAAUGAGGAUUAAUUUGCCAGCAUUAAAAACAAUCGUCAUUGGACAUCAUGAAUCAGAAAAAGGCAACUUGUGUUCGGAGGUGGUUGAAAAACUAAGGACAUGGGUGCCUUCUGCCGAUCCUUCAGAACUCAAAUUUUUAACCCACGAAGGAGAGGAAGAAAUGAUCUUGCUGGGUGAAAGAUUUCAAAACCGUUUUUUGGAUCUUCUUCCUGAAACAUAUUCCAAUAAGACUUACAAGUUCAGGCACACAGCAACCCAACGAGCCAGAGAAAGUGCUCGAUCCUUUACAGUCGGAUUGUUUGGUCGAAAGCAGAAGGCAUAUGUUUGGUAUCCAGAGGCACUUGCCAAAGAUCCAAUAUUGAGGUUCUACAAGCUGUGUGACAAAUGGCAAGUGGAGGUUGAUAAGAACCCAGAAGCACUCAAGGAGUUGGAAAAAUUCAAAACCAAACCCAUUGUAACAAGGAUGUUGGAAAACAUCUCCCAGAGGAUUGGAAUGACUAAUAGGUUUAAGUUUGAUGAUGCCAAACUUAUCUACCAGACGUGCGGUUUUGAAACUGCUUGGCAUCCAAAGAGCCCAUCACCUUGGUGCGGACUUCUCUCCAAGGAUGACUUUGAGAUACUCGAGUUCGCUUCAGACUUGGACUAUUACUGGAUUGAUGGUUAUGGAUUCCCCAUCAAUUACCAACAAGCUUGUGUAGCUGUGAAUGACAUGUUUCAGCAUCUAACAGAUGAAAGGUAUCCUCAGAAUACUUUUUAUUUCACACAUUCUGGAACUAUUCUCAAAGUUUUGUCAUACCUGGGACUGUACAAAGACCCUCAACCUUUACAAGCAGAUCUGUUCAACAAGUCUAGACUCUGGAGAACUUCUCAGAUUGACGCCUUUGGUAGUAACUUGGCCUUCAUACUUUACAAGUGCAAAGAUGGAGACAAGAUCCUGACUCUUCAUCAAGAACGACCUGUCACACUUCCUGGUUGUCCAGAGGGUGACCUUUGUCCGUUGGAGACUCUCAAGAAGGUUUACCAACAUAGCAUCAACGAGUGCAACUUUCAGAAACUCUGUCGGCUUGAUAGAGAUUUGUGAUCCUAAAUUGCAAAACCUAGAUUAUUUACUCCCAUUUAGUAGCUUCAACAAAACAAUGUUUCAUAAAAAACAUGAAAUAACAAGAAUUUUUACAAAUAAAAUUCAAGUAAUAUCAAUUAUAUUAAAAGCUCUCAAACCUUCUUGUCAAAGUGAAUGAAGUGAAUGAUGUAGUAACUGUUCAUGGGACUUUAGAUUGUAAAUCAGUUAAAAAUAUUUGAAAUGUGAAUUUACUAUUUAUGUACCUGAAAAUGUGACUUAUUUUACACUGUAAACGAUUGCAUUGCAUUUUUGCUCUGCUGCCCAUCCGGUGAUUUUAUUGUUGAAUGUUGAUAAACACAAAGUUUUGCCUUUUUCACAGAGAAGAAAAGAUAAAAGGGUAGUACAUUAUUGUUUAUUAAACCACCCCAGUUGUUGAGUCUACAUAUCCAGAUGACAGUGUCAUCAGACUUAUCCACAAAAUAUUGUUCGUACUCUAUAUUGAUACCUAGCUGCAUGGCAUCGUAUACAUAUCCUUUCUUCUUUGUGCAUCUCCAUGGUGGAAAAUGCAUAGGUGUGCUAUUCCCCCCGUCAUUUGCUGACAUCACCCAGAUUGCAAACAAUCAGCUGAUUUAUUGCCAUAUAAGUAUAUAUUUGUUUUGAUUUGAUUGUUAUUGUUUUUAUAAUUUUUCUGAUAAAAUGGUGUUUGCAUUCUGAGUGACGUCGGCAUAUGACGGGAAUAGCACACCUAUGUAUUUUCCUUCCACCAUGGUGCAUCUCCUAUAGACUUUAAACUAUAAAUAUACUACAUGUAAAUCAUUGAUUAAGCUUUACUUAAUUUUGUUAUGUACACGUGUUUAACACGUUCGCUACCACAAUUAUAUGGAAUUUACGUUCGCAUAGACCAGCGACGCAAUUGUGCGUCGACUUGUUUCUCACAAUAGACCACCGACGCAUAUUUGCGUCAGCUGGUCACAUUGAAAUAGACUAACGACGCACUGUUGCGUCGGUGUUCAAUGUUAUUAAUCAGGGUAUUUCUUAGCAACGGUCUAUUUUAAAGCCCUGAUUUUAUCAUAUCGGUUUAGAGGGAUAUCUGCCGCAAAUGUGCGUGUCGCUUGGUCUGUGGAUAUGACGAUUGGUUACGUCACACAACAGUUGGCAACAUUGUUGUUUACAUUGUGUAUUCCGCGACAUCACAGAACAGAUGUAAACGUUAUAACCUUUGUAGUUUUGGCUAGUGUUUAUUGGAGUUUCUUUAUUGGUUUGUGUAAAAGCUUGAAACAACCAAAUUUACAACGACGCUUACGUGCGUCGCCUGGUCUAUUGAAACGAAAAUGUAAUCUUUUUAACUGGAUUUCAUUAAAUAGACUGACCGACGCAUAUAUGCAGCGUUUAAAAAUUUGCUCAAAACAAUACAUAAAAACAAUAUUUAUUGCUUACCAAUUCACUUAAGGUUAUUAUGAAGUCAAUUAGUCCAUUUAAACGAUAUUUCUCUUUUGGUCUGUCGGCAAUGUUAUUCCUAUAUCACUUGGUCUGUAAGGAACGUCAUGAUCAUUCCUUUUGGUCUGUAGGAGUGACCGGACCGACGCAAAUGUGCGUCGCUCGGUAGCGAACGUGUUAAAUCACAUUAUUACCAAACCAAUGUACAGUUGUUUAGUUGGUAGUAUUCAUAGCUAUAAUUUGAAAUAAAUCUAUAUUUAUUUAA